Messenger RNA from Fraxinus pennsylvanica, 819 nucleotides. The record is from the annotation of a GenBank genome assembly. Lineage: Eukaryota; Viridiplantae; Streptophyta; Magnoliopsida; Lamiales; Oleaceae.
AUGAACAGGGGCGGCAGAGCAGCAUCAAUAAUCAAUUCUCGGACCAACUCUUUUCAGAUAAGAACCUCUCUCUUCCAUUCCACCCCAGUCGUAGAACGAAGAAGACGAACCAAUUGGGAUUAUAGAGGCACUUUUCAGGGUUCAUCAAAGAGAUUUAACCGGUAUUCCGAAUGGCAGAGGAAACAGAUGCUGCAUGAUAUCAGUGAUUUUGCGGAGCACCUAUUUCGAGGGUGGCAGUCCAACACUGACGAGUACCACUACCAUCAAUCUUCAAGCCAAGGCAAUUCAUGGUUCAGACCACAUUUUGGGGAUGACGGAUACAGAAGGGGCAAGUCAGGAAAUAGAAGAUCUGGGACAUGGAGAAAUUUUGAUUUCUGUGAAGAUAAUGAUAGGGAAUAUGAGACUAUUUUUCGUUCGGCAUUCUGUGGAAAUCCGUACUUUGGUUGGUCCUUCCUAACUGAUGAUGACCCAAGAUAUUGGAAGAAAUCAUCAGGUUACUCUAAUAAAUAUAGGACUUCAAAUAGUUGGAGAUAUCAACAUGAGGAGGAAUAUGAUUCAGAAUAUGACGAGGACUUCGAUUCAAAUUCCUCGUCAGAGUUUGAGAAGUCAGAGGUUGAUAUGAUGUCUCAGAGACUGGCCUUGGGGUUGAGUGCAUCAGGCCCUUUAAAUCUCGAAGAUGUAAAAAAUGCAUAUCGAGCAUGUGCAUUAAAAUGGCAUCCAGAUCGCCACCAGGGUUCUUCCAAGGUUGUUGCUGAAGAGAAAUUUAAGGUUUGCAGUGCAGCAUAUCAAUCUUUAUGCGACAAGUUGGCUCUAAGUUAG